Molecule: messenger RNA, 3073 nt
Organism: Poeciliopsis prolifica (blackstripe livebearer)
Lineage: Eukaryota; Metazoa; Chordata; Actinopteri; Cyprinodontiformes; Poeciliidae
Product: schwannomin-interacting protein 1
Exons: 6
Coding region: 306-1259 (317 amino acids)
Biological process (GO): positive regulation of hippo signaling
Cellular component (GO): cell junction; plasma membrane
Source: RefSeq, a predicted model, not a curated record
UUAAGAUUCCUCGAACUUUUUCCCGAUUUUUUUUUUUCCCAGUUUUUUUAGGGAACAGUCAGCAGAGCAGAGAUUCUCCUGAAAGACGGGAACAAAAGUUGAAACCCCGACACAGCAGAGCUGAGGGUGUUUUCAGCCCGAAGAAGCUCCGUCUGGUUUUUCUCCAUAGAGGACAGACGCAGUGAGGCAUCCGAGGAAAGCAGAAGAAGGAGGUAAAAUGGCCCGGGAGGAGCCGCGGAACAGGACGAGCUAACUCCGAGAAACUUCGUCGGCCGUGUUUUUUCCCCCUCCGGAGGACAAAAAAGAUGGAAGGAGAAAAGGAAAAGCAGUGGGAGCAGCAAGAGGAGAAGGAAAGCAACGAAGCAGAGGACGACACAAGAAGCGACGAUGAUGAAACCUGCAACGAAGUGGAGGAUGGAAACUCUGAGAGGGCGGUGAUGGUUUGGCAAGAGGGCAAUGAGAAGGACGAACUGGGCAAUCCCAUCAUGCACUGGGAGGCUCUGAGCCUGUGCAUUGCUGAGCUGGAGAAGCAGGAGGAGGAGAAAAAGGCGAAGGCCGGAGCCUCUCUGGAGCGUGACGGGGCCCCCAGGGGCCGCACUGAGGACCGGGGCAGAACCGCCAGUAGCUGGGACGACGGCAGCGACGCCUGCAACAGCCACGUUCUGGCUUUGACAUCACGCCUGCACACACAGAUGAAUCUCCAGCUCUGCUUCAUCAAUAACAGUGAAAGUGAGGAGGAAGAGGAUGAAGAGCCAGAGAAAGAUGUGUGCAGCAAGAAGAGCAGCAGCUCCUGGGUAAUAGCCUGCAGCCUGACCCGUCAGUAUCAAACCAGGCCCGUUUAUUUCCUCUCAGUGCUUCUGCUUAUUGUCCCUCACCAACAGCAGAAGAGGACAGCAUCGACUCAGAAGAACUCCAAGAACCCUUCCGUGUCCGAAGAGCCGAAGUCCAGAGGCUUCAGGAACACCCUGAGGAACCUCCGAGACCGGCUGAGAACCGACCAGAGGAAAAAGGUAUCAGGACCGGUGAACUGCUGCGCAGAGACAGCCGGUUGUAGAGAAGCGGUGGCCCAGCGGACCCACCUGGAGCUCAGCGAUGUGGAGCGUCUCAGUGUGGAGCAGCUGCAGGCGCUCUGUGCGUCUCUCAGACAGGACAUACAAGACCUGAGCUCUGAGCUGGUGAGUCGCCUCCACAUCCGGGACCAGCUGAGGACGGAGCAGGACGCCAUGCUGCUGGAGGUGCAGGAUCUGACCUCGCUGUGACGCGUCCCGUCUCGAGCGUCGCAUCUUGAUUUUUGCACAGAAACCAUUUCAACAGAGAACGAGCGCGAAGCUCAGGUAGACUCAGACGUUCCCCACCGCAGUGUUCCUGUCAGUACUCUGAAUGCAAACUUCCAAAGUUUGCACUGGGAUAGAAGAAACCCUCGCUGCAGUCAAAUCCAGCCGGGUUUGCUCGUCAUCACCACUUCAUCUGUCAGUUCCUUCACUGCAUGAACACAUGAGAGAGGCUAAUCCCAGUUAGUUUCUCUCACUAACUUGCCCCUCAGGCUGUGGACGGUGGCUUUUGGAAAUGUUUUAACUCAGAAUGUAAGAAGAUCAGGAGCUCCAGUCAGAGGCAGCUGGACUUCUUCUCUUGUUUCCUGAUGACGUUUGGCGUCUCGUCUUCACUGCUUCUUUGGUUCUGAACAUGUUUGAAGCAGACCUGUCACAAUAAGCAAUAAAUCAAUUAAUCGCAUGAUAAAUGAAAAGAAACUCAAAACUUUUCAUCUACUUGAUUUAUCUCUUUUUUUUCUUUUGAAAGAAUUUUGUUUACACAGACUUCAUGUUUCUUUUUAUUUAUUUUGAAUAUUUCAAAUGUCUUCCAUUUCCAGUCUUGAAAGUUUAUUGAUUAGUUAGAAUGUGUUCUUGCCAUUAUUGUGCCACUGUUGCUGUCAUAUUACUUGAAACUAACUCAAAACAACAAUAUUAUCAUUUUAGCGCAAUAAGUUCUGGAACAAUAUAUCGUGAUUGUAAAAUCUGUUAUCGUGACAGGCCAGUUGGAAGUAAGAGUCUUUUAAACACCUUCAGAACCAAAGAGGUUUUUUCGAUCUUCAGGAAACAGGAGAAGUCCACUUGCUUUCUACUCAACCGUGUUCUACAUGUUCUAGAUCGACACCCGCAAAUAACAGUUCCUGUUUGCUGAGGACGUGAGGAAAGCUUAGAUUGGAUAAUAAGGUUUGAUUCAUUUCAUUCAGUCCUUUCAAACAAAAAAAACCCAGUUUCUCUGCCGUCGUGGCGCUCCGCUCUAACUGACCCAGAGGUCACGCCUUCUGUCAACUUAGAAUUAAAAUGUUUACAACAAAAAUGACAAUCGGAUACUCAUACUUAAAAUUUGCUGUAGUGUUUUUGUUUUAUACCAGCAUCCACAUAAUUUUUCUGGAACAAGAACCAGCUCAUGUGGGUCUACAUCAGUUCUAUAUAUAUAUUUUUAAUUUAACAUAAGUUUUCUUAUUGGGACAGCAAUAAAAGAACUAACACUAAACUCAGGAGCAUCGAUCUUUCCAUCCCACCUAAACUCCUGUGGCUUAUUGUUAAAUAAAUGAUGUGAAAGUGAUAAUGUGAUACUUUUUUAGGACAUUUUGUUAAUUUAAUUGUCACUAAAAUCCAAAAUGAGCUUGAAGUGAAAUACAAACUGGGGCUUCAGUAGGGAAUCAGUAUCUUUCAUAAGGGAUUUUUAGCCUUUCAGUUUUUGUAAACUCAAAGCUGAACAAGCAUGUUGGAGCAUCUUGGUCACAGACCCAGAGGUUGUCGGAUCAAACCCCGCUCAGGCCACAGGCUGUAUAUGGUAGUCUCAACUCGGUUGAGUCAGUCAAAAGUUUACAUACAAGAAGCUCAGUUCAUUUUGUUGUUGUUGUUUUUUUUACUAAAGUAAUCUGUGUCACUAAACUUUCACCAGUUGUGUAAUUUCAUCAUGAACCUGUUUUGUUCAACUAUGAGCUUUUUAAAGAUCUCAUGUAUGGUCUGUCAUAUAUUAUCUACACUGAUCAUUUUUUGUAUAUGUAUUAAAAAAAACGUAACAUUAAAGAACAUAAACAUGA